Cetraspora pellucida is the source of this 633-nucleotide messenger RNA. Lineage: Eukaryota; Fungi; Glomeromycota; Glomeromycetes; Diversisporales; Gigasporaceae. The record is from the annotation of a GenBank genome assembly.
AUGUCUUCUACAAUUAUUUCCAACAAUCCCAAUAACUCAGAUUGUAUUAUUAUUUCUUCUUCAAAUUCCACCUCUUCAAGAAAACGUAAACAUGAAGAAAUUUCAAAAUCGUCUCAAAACAUUAUUGAAAUUCCUGUUUCUAAUGAAAAUUGUGCAAUUUGUUUAGAAAAAAGACGAAGAACUUUUACUAUAGAAUGUCAACAUUCUUUUUGUUUAAAAUGUAUAGAAGUAUUUUUAUAUAACGAAAAUAAUUAUAUAAUUACUUGUCCUCUUUGUCGUUAUGAAUUUGACCAAGGUGAAAAAGAACUUUACUUAAAAAUAAUCAAUCUUAAAUAUAAAAUUCGUGAAGAACGAAAACAAAAAAUAUUAGAUAAAAUCAAAAGGGAAUUUAAUGAAGAAAUAGUAAUGGUAGAAAGAGAAGAAGAAGAUAAAAUAAUUAAUAUUAAAAGAAAUGCAAAAAAAAAUAGAACUGCUAUUCAUAAGAAAUAUCUUAAAAGAAAAAAAGAAGAAGAAAAAAAGGAAGAAAAAUUACUAAAUGAAUUAAGAAAUAGUAAUAAAAAUGAAAAACAAAAAUUAUUUGAAGAAAAAGAAAAAGCGAUAAAAUUACUUGAAGAAAAAUUUAAUAAUACGUAA